AGAUAUGAAAUAAAAACUGAGAAGAUUGGUGUGCUAAACGUGUUUGUGCAGGGUAAAAUUGCCGGCAUUACCCUUACCACUCCCGUUUUUAUGACCGUGCACGAUUUGGGCUCCAACCACACUGAGUUCCAUAAGCUGGUAGAACACCCCUGUAUGGCCAAACUGAAGGCCCGGUCCGUAUGGAUACACGUGGAACUGCCCGGACAGGACUUUGACGCCCCAGACCUGCCCGAGUCCUAUACAUUCCCAUCGAUGGACAAUAUUGCUGAAAAUCUGGUCAAUGUUCUCAACUAUUUUAACAUCAAAUACUGUGUGACUCUGGGCGAGGGCGCCGGCGCCAACAUAAUAGCCCGUUUUGCGAUGUCUUUUCCCGACAGAGUUUUGGGAAACAUAUUAAUUCACUGCACGUGUAGUGUUGAGAGUGUUAUGCAAUACUUUCACGAUAAAAUGAUGACUUGGAAAUUGAAUGCAUUGGGAAUGAAUUCAACGGCUGAACAGUAUUUGGUUUUCCAUAAGUUCGGAGCGACAGAGAGCAGUCAAGAGAGGGAUCGUGUGAUACAGGACUACAUCAAGAAACUGCACAGUCGUAUGAAUGCCAAGAAUCUGAAACUUUAUGUCGAAUCAUAUCUCGCUCGGACAGAUCUGACGCCACAGUUGAAGGACAAGAUGAGGAUCGACUCGAUGCUGACGUCGGGCUCCCGGAGCUCACACUCGACACACAUGGAUCAGAUGCAGGCGGCGAUGGACCCCAAACUGACCACAAGAGUCAAACUGGACAACUGCGGUGAUGUGCUUCAGGACGCGCCCGAGGCUUUCGCUUACAAUUUGCUGCUCUUCUGCCAGGGAUUAGGACUUUGUUAG
Molecule: messenger RNA, 861 nt
Organism: Medioppia subpectinata
Lineage: Eukaryota; Metazoa; Arthropoda; Arachnida; Sarcoptiformes; Oppiidae
Source: the annotation of a GenBank genome assembly